Molecule: messenger RNA, 1454 nt
Organism: Danio rerio (zebrafish)
Lineage: Eukaryota; Metazoa; Chordata; Actinopteri; Cypriniformes; Danionidae
Source: RefSeq, marked validated
AACGAUUUCAAAACAACAGCCUUUCUAUCUGUAGCAACCACGCUGCUGUCUGCAGUGACCGUGCCUUUAACUGAACAUCCCACAAAAUGUCCGAGGGUAAACACACGCUGUGGUCUUCAGAGGAAAUCAGCGUGCUGCUCGCGAUAUGGUCCUCCUCAGAGAUCCAGGAGAAGCUGGAGAGGUCGAAGAAGAAGCAAAUAGUGUACGACGAGAUAAGCCAAGAAAUGAUGAACGGCGGCUUCAAUCGCUCGUCCGAGCAAAUCGUAAACAAGCUGAAAAAGCUUCGCAAGGAAUAUAGGGAUCUGAAGAUGAAACCAAGCAAACGCGGCCGUGGAGGGCACAACAAGAGAACAUUCGACCACGGAGUUAUGGAGUCGAUUCUGGGAGACCGACCGUCCAGUCAUUUCACCAGGGCCUUGAAUUCGGCUACGGCCACUGUGGAAACAAACCCCGAGUCGCCCGUGUGCUCUGAGGAUGAAAUAGGUAGUAAAGUACACGAGCACAAAUCUGUACAACAAUGGACUUCAAAAGAAACCAACACACUGCUCACCAUAUGGUCUUCCACCGAAUUCCAGGAAAGAUUAGAAAAGUCGAAAAGGCGGAAGAGAGUAUAUGAAGACAUAUGCCAGGAGAUGGUAAAUGCUGGAUUUACCCGUACAACUGAGCAAAUCGUUAACAAAAUCAAAAAACUUAAAAAGGAGUUAAAGGACCAGAAGAUUGAACCAGGUAAAAGCAGCAUCCAACUGAACAUUAAAACCGAUGAGGAUGACAACCAUAUGGACAAUGACCUGGAAAACUUACCAGCCAAUCAAUUGUCUGAAGCGUUAAAUUCAGCAUCAGCCAUGCUUGAGAUAAAGGCCGAAUCGCUUUCUUCUGCAGCUGAUCUUGAUGAUGAAGUGCUGAACCAACCUGAAACGUCCCUCAGUUCAUCUCAGACGCUAAUAAAAAAGUCUUUGGGAUCAGGCAGAAUAAGGAAGAACGAUUCAAACCAGGAGCUGCUUGACUAUUUACAGACUGCUGAUGAACGGUUUAUGGCGCACGCCAAAGAACUUAAUACAGCCAUUCUCAAUAAAAUGGACGAAGCUACCAAUUCUAUGCUUGGACUUUUGGGACGCAUGGUGACUCUAAUGGAGGCACAGCAGGAAAACAAGCCAUAGACAUGCACACUCAAUUCAUGUUUGCGCACAGAGUUAAAGCUAAACUGAAAUUGAUUCUGUGUAUGUAACAUUUUUAACGUGUUCCUCUGUUUUAAAUGGUUAUUUUGUAUAUUAUAGAAGUCAUGGAAUUUCAUAACUUGUUCUAUCCCUGAAAUUGCUUUUGUUUUUUCUUUACAACACCAUCAUCUUUGUUCAUAUGGAAGUAGUGUUGCAAACAAAAUUUGUCUCCUACAAAAGUGGAUUAUUUUGGCAUUCUGAGGUCUUGUCCACACUAACACUGAUAUUUUCAUAACCUGA